CGAGCCUAUUCCACCGCUGACCACUGGAAGGUGUUUGUAGAGCGUUCGACUCCGACUGGAGAAGAAAACAGACCGCCAGGGCACCGGCGAAAUAGAAAUAGAAAUAUAUUUGCGAUAAAAGAGGAAGGACAGGAAAACCUUUUUACGUGUAUAAUUUAAAGCAAGACGCUAGCGUUGAUAUCACCGCGCACUAAAAGCCACAAGGGAAGAAAAGAAAAGGGAAAACAGCGGCGACCGAAAAUACGAAGACGCGGCUUAGCUCGCUGGCUAACAAAGACGGUUUCUCUGACGAAGACAGUCCGCAUUAUCCUUUAGUUAUGAGUCAUGUGGCCGUCGAAAAUGUCCACGGUCUAGAUCAGCAGCUGGCUGUCCUAGACUUAAACUCUGUUGGAGAUGGACAAGGUGGAGGUGGUUCAGGCAGGCGCUACAUUCCACCUCAUUUACGGAACAAAGAGGCUUCCAAAAAUGCAGGAAAUGCUUAUACCUCUGGUAGACAGAGUGGUUAUUCAGGGGCCUCAUUAAGGAGCUUUCUGUGGGUGAAUGAGUUUAAAGUUGGAACACUUGCUUUAUACCUCCAACAUGAGGCUUCUUCUAAAGUUUCUCCCAAACAGUACCCUCAAAUGGGACAUCCAGAACACUACCGUAGACAAAGAAAUAACUAUGCAUCGGAAUGGACCGACUUUAGAACUGGUUACGCAAGAUACCCAUCGCAGGAGCUUUCCUAUUAUCAGGCCUACAGCAGUGGCUGGCCAGGCCGAUGUGCCUCUCCUGCCCACACUGACUGCAGCACAGCCACGGAUGGAAAUGAUGACACGGCCAGCGUGCUCAGCUGGGCCGAUCGCUGUGACUCCCCUGGAUGGGACAGCAGCCGCAGCAAUGGCUACAUGAAUGGCUACCAUGAUGGCAGGGAUAACCGCAUGAAUGGAGAUCGAAGCGGUUUCGGGGGACGUGGACCUUCUCGCACAGACAGAGGUGGGCGUGGUGGGUACCGUGGCAACCGAGGCGGCGGUUCCUUUAACCAGUCCCAGCCAAUGCCAAAUUCAGGAUUUGGCUACGAUGGCAAAGAUGGCAAUGGAUGGAACACACCUAAAGACAACAGGGAUGCCUAUAGCAGUUUUGGAGGGCGCUCCGACAGAGGGAAGCCCUCUUUUUUCAAUGACCGGGGCUCUGGGACAAGAGGGAGAUAUGAACGUGGAGGCUUUGGAGGAAGCAGUAGCCGAUGGGUAGAGGACUCUAGAGAAGAGGAGGACUGGUCUAAGCCCACAUCUCGAAAUGAGCGCCUGGAACAUGAACUCUUUUCUGGAAGUAACACAGGGAUUAACUUUGAGAAGUACGAUGACAUUCCUGUUGAGGCCACUGGCACAAACUGCCCUCCUCACAUUGAAAGCUUUCAUGAUGUUGACAUGGGGGAGAUCAUCAUGGGUAACAUCACUCUGAGCCGCUACACCAAACCCACUCCUGUCCAGAAGCAUGCCAUUCCCAUCAUAAAGACAAAGAGGGACCUGAUGGCCUGUGCUCAGACAGGGUCCGGAAAGACGGCUGCGUUCCUCCUUCCAGUUUUGAGUCAGAUUUACACUGAGGGUCCUGGAGAGGCCUUGCGGGCCACAAAGAACAGCAGCCAGGAGAAUGGGAGAUAUGGACGGCGCAAGCAGUAUCCAAUUUCUCUGGUUCUGGCACCUACUCGAGAACUUGCACUGCAGAUCUACGAUGAAGCUAGAAAGUUUGCUUACCGCUCCCAUGUGCGCCCAUGUGUUGUGUAUGGAGGGGCGGACAUUGGCCAACAGAUCCGUGACUUGGAGAAGGGCUGUCACCUCCUUGUUGCCACUCCUGGCCGGUUGGUGGACAUGAUGGAGAGAGGGAAGAUUGGGCUGGACUACUGCAAUUACUUGGUUCUGGAUGAGGCUGACAGAAUGCUCGACAUGGGUUUUGAGCCCCAGAUCCGACGUAUUGUUGAGCAGGACACCAUGCCUCCGAAAGGUGUGCGACAUACGAUGAUGUUCAGUGCUACUUUCCCCAAGGAAAUCCAGAUCCUUGCCCGUGACUUCCUGGAGGACUACAUUUUCUUGGCUGUGGGCCGUGUUGGGUCCACCUCAGAGAACAUCACCCAGAAGGUUGUUUGGGUUGAGGAGAAUGACAAACGUUCCUUCUUGUUGGAUCUCCUGAAUGCUACAGUCGUUCCCACUGAGGUUCAGGAAAAUGCAAGCGAGACCCCAGAGAAGCCUGGUAAAGACUCCCUUACCUUGGUGUUUGUGGAAACAAAGAAGGGUGCCGAUGCUUUGGAGGACUUUCUAUACCGCGAAGGCUAUGCAUGCACUAGUAUCCAUGGUGACCGUUCUCAGAGAGACCGAGAGGAAGCACUCCACCAGUUCCGUUCAGGAAGAUGUCCCAUUCUGGUUGCCACAGCAGUUGCUGCACGUGGGCUCGACAUUUGCAAUGUGAAGCAUGUGAUCAACUUUGACCUACCUAGUGAUAUUGAGGAGUAUGUCCAUCGCAUUGGUCGUACUGGACGCGUUGGAAACCUUGGCCUGGCCACUUCUUUCUUCAAUGACAAGAACACCAACAUCACGAAGGACCUCCUUGACAUUUUAGUGGAGUCAAAACAGGAAGUUCCUUCGUGGCUGGAGAGCCUUGCAUACGAGCACCAGCACAAGAGCAGCAACCGCGGUCGCACCAAGAGGUUCUCUUCCGGUGGAUUUGGAGGCAGGGAUUACCGUCAGACUGCCAGCGGGGGAAGCAACUUUGGUAACCGCAGUGGUCGCAGCAGUGGAGGCCAUGGUGGCAACAGAGGUUUUGGAGGCGGUAAGGGAGGCUUUGGAAACUUCUACAGCAGCGAUGGCUAUGGAGGCAGUUACUCUCAGGUGGACUGGUGGGGAAACUAGAGCUGCUGCGGCUGUUGCCAAUCCAGACUAGCUGAAUGGAAACCACAUGUAACUUAGCCAGACUAUACCCUGUGUAGCUUCAAGAACUCGCAGUACAUUACCAGCUGUGAUUCUCUGACCUCAUUCUGAAGGAAGGAGGGAGAGGGGGUAAACGUUACAGAUGGACGGCCAGCCAGAGAACCAGAGCAUCACUCUUUAGAUAAAGUCAAACAUGGCUGCUGAUAUGCAAUGCCUGAUAGUAUCUUGGACUCUAGAUUUUCCAGUGCAGCUCAUUUCUUGAAAACCUGAGGAUCAUUCAUUUGUUAAUGUACUGUGCCUUUUAAAUUUAGACAGGAAUUUAUUUUAAUGUCGUCAUUGGCUGUACUUUGGCCUAAAGCGCAAUAGGAAUUUUUUUUCAAGGCAUAAAAGGCUUCUACUAAAUCAAACCUUGGCAAACACUGGAAUGAUGACUUGAGUGAGUCAUUAGUCCAUUUGAACCUCAAAUUGUCACCAGGGAAAUCAGGAAAUGUGUGCAGUCCGCUGUGAGCGCUGCGCACUCGGCUCCUGGAUACAUGGAGGAGUUGAAUUGAAGGUUGGUGUUGACUCCUUGUGUGACUAGUAAGUGAUGAAAAGUUCUGAUUUUAUUUUGCUCACUCUAUCCUGGGUCGGUACCUAUUAAGGAUAUGGUUGGUUUGCAAAAAAGAAGAAACCAUUCCAGCUGAUCUCAAAGUUUGUUAGUGAUGCAGACUUUCUAAAAGACAGCAGCGUUUGGAUGCAGAUGCUGGAAUUAAUCCACCUCUUGAAAUUGAGUACAGUGUUAGGGCAGCUAGUGAAGUUUCGCAGACUAGCUGUUGAGUGGGGUGUCGUUUCCCCCUGUUGAUUUACUUGAAACAGUUGAACAUUUUUUGAAGUGUUUCUAAAACUACUCAGUCUCAAAAUAAAAUGCCUGCCGUAAGUGAUGCUUGAAUGGCUGUAAUGGACCACAGCGCCGGAACGGAUUGCACUGGUUGCCGUGGCUGAUUCGGUAAUAUAGGCAUGCUAGUGUUGUUUUUUGGUCAAGGAGAUAAAGCAAAUGAAACUUGCUGCAGGCUUUAUUCUUAUUGAACAUGUAUACUAUUUUUUUUUUUUUUUUUUUUUUUUUUUUUAUUUUUCCUCUUUUCAAGCUGCGUUGAAUCUGAUAGACAUCCUCAGCUAAAUUAAAGACAUGGCUCUUUCUCAGACUUAAGGCUGUUAGGCAUAGCAGAGCUUGGUAAUGUACAAAGAAGAAAACUGCACAGGGUGUCUUGGCAAGGGCAGUUGGGAGUGCAGUUUGGUGCACCACCAUUUUAGUUGCAUAUGUUUCCAUUACAUACUGGCUGUGUAUUCCACUAGGUCUGGCCAAAGACCAGGGUUCCCCAUCCCUCUGAUGGCAUGUUAACGGCGCCCAAGUCGAUCGGACCUUGAUGUGCCUGUUACAGUUGGCCGCAGAGCAGUUGGCUUCAUUUCCUAAACAGGAAGUUGAAAUGGGGAGACAGUGGAAUUUAAUUAAGUGCAAUAGAUUUAUUCUCAAGUGUGUUGUGCCUUGAAAUUUUUUUUUUUUUUAAAUUAUUAAAAGAAUCGAAGCGGAUGCACUGACAGUAUUGAGGUAACUAAUGAAUGGUGCUAUUUCAGUUUGGUCUUAGGCCCUUGUUUUGUGUACCCAUCAAGUUUUUACAAAGUUAUUUUAUUGCACAUCUAGAGUUUUUAUAUAAAUGUCUUGAGUGCGUGUCCUUAAGCUUUCAAAUAUUGUAUGUUGAGAUUGUGAAACGCAGCUUGUUUACAAAACGGGAAGGGUUCUUGAUAUCUAACCAGGAUUUAUUUGGGACCAGGGGGGAUUAGCAGUUGGAGAAUUUAGGUAUUUGCACACAGAUUUCUAGAUUCUACUUGUGCUGCUAGUUUUGUGUAACUUAUUAAGCAUUUUGAGAAAUAUUUAUUUUUAUAAGCCUAAAAGUGAUUCUUUGAAAGUUUCAAGAAACUUGACCAAAAGACAGUACGAAAACACUGGCGCUUGAAUGUUGAAUGUCACCCGUAUGCGUGAAAAUUUAUAUUUCGGGGUAGUGUGAGCUUUUUAAAUGUUAGUCAUAUUGGACUUGGUCAAAAUCCACACCUGUCACUGGCCUUGUAGCCAAACAUCUCUAGGAUAUCUGAUUGGAAAUUCAAAAUCCAAAAUGCCAAGGUUUGGAUAAGUUGUCAAAGAAACACAUUUCCUAAAUGUAUUGGUGCAAAGUGUCCAGAACUUUUUUUUUCCUUUUUUUUUUUUUUUUUU
This is a messenger RNA of Scleropages formosus (Asian bonytongue), 5142 nucleotides long. RefSeq names its product ATP-dependent RNA helicase DDX3X-like. Bases 318 to 2879 code for a protein of 853 amino acids. The record is from RefSeq and is a predicted model, not a curated record. Gene Ontology annotation, molecular function: ATP binding; nucleic acid binding; RNA helicase activity. The transcript is spliced from 23 exons. Lineage: Eukaryota; Metazoa; Chordata; Actinopteri; Osteoglossiformes; Osteoglossidae.